AUGUCAGCUUCCGAGGCUUCGUCAUCAGGAUAUGUAAAUGAUGCAUGGCCAAGCUCAGAUGCUGACGGAGUCGUGCACAUUCCGCUGAAUCUCACAAAGAUAACCAUUGGUAAAUGCCCUCAUCUAAUAUUUGAGGGGAGUAGGGAAGAUUUGGUUGGAUUUACCUCCCUUGAUGAAGAUGCCCAAGAGAAGGGAAGAUGUCUCCUCCCACAAUCACUCGAUCAACUUGUUUGGACUGGUUGUCCCCAAAAGACAAUGCGGCCCUGCUUUGUGGGAAAUCCCACGUGCCUUAGAAAAUUGGAAUUAAAUGAAGGAAGUUUGGAAUAUUUACAGGUGGAUUCCUGUACGGCGUUAGAAGAAUUGGAAGUUGAAAAUUGUCAUCCGCUCGUCGCUAUAGAGGGCACACAGGUGCUUGGAACACUCAGGUCUUUGGUAUUACUUGUGAACUCAAGCAUGGAAUCUCUACAGCUACAUUCGUGCACGGCGCUGGAACAUUUGGAAAUUCAGUACUGCAGUUCACUCAUCUCACUAGAGGGCUUGCGAUCCCUCGUGAACCUCAAGCAUUUGAAAAUACUCUAUUCCCCUGCCUUGGUUUCCCUUACCACAUUGGAGAGUUAUGAGCCAAUUGAGGGAAUUUCAAGUCAUAGCUAUGAGUUAUUCCCUGCACUGGAAAGUCUCGAGGUCCAUGAUUUGUCUCCCCUUAACACGUCAUUCUGCAAGGGCCUCACCUGCCUCCGAAGCCUAAUGCUUAUUGAAUUGGAAUCAACGAGGCUAACAGAUGAGCAAGAGAGAGCACUUCUGCUCCUCAGGUCCCUGCAAGAGCUCUGCUUUGUUGAAUGUGAGGAUCUCGUACAUCUUCCUGCAGGCCUGCAUGGCCUCCAUUCCCUCAAUACGUUGAAGAUCACAUGUUGUAAUAGCAUCUCAGGGCUUCCGAAGGAGGGCCUUCCACCUUCACUGGAAAAACUGGAGAUCUACGACUGCAGCGACGAGUUAUCAGAAGGAUGCAGAUCACUUGCAACAAGCAAGCUAGAGGUCGAAAUUGAUGGGUGCUAUGUGAACUGA
Messenger RNA from Triticum turgidum subsp. durum (durum wheat), 1062 nucleotides. The record is from the annotation of a GenBank genome assembly. Lineage: Eukaryota; Viridiplantae; Streptophyta; Magnoliopsida; Poales; Poaceae.